Penicillium digitatum Pd1 is the source of this 753-nucleotide messenger RNA. Its product is annotated as putative AT DNA binding protein. Lineage: Eukaryota; Fungi; Ascomycota; Eurotiomycetes; Eurotiales; Aspergillaceae. The record is from RefSeq and is a predicted model, not a curated record.
AUGGCUCCAUUUCUACCGAGAUCCGAUAGGACUGGCCCGCCAACCCCAAUGGACCCGAGCGCUAUGCGCAAACGGCAAUUGUAUCCUUCCGACAAGCCAAUCCCUCGUGCGAUCCAACCAAGGCCAUCAGCAAGCACCGCAUCCUACAGCAGCGAAAGCGGAGCAUCGGCCCAGCUCUCCCCAAGACUAGACAUCAGCCCUGGCGAACCACCCCGUAAACGAGGACGUCCAAGCAAAGCCGAGACGGAGCGACGUAAGCUCUUAGCUGAAGCCCGUGGUGAAACCUACCCAGUUCCCCGGCGGUCAGGGUCUGACAGACUCAAAGUCCCUUCGCCAACCAGCCCCGCGGCAGGCCCAUCGUCUACACCAUUCCCGCCGGCACCCCAGUCUUUCUACGGACCCAAGCCAGGCCCAAAUCCAAUGCUCUACGGCACUUCAACCAUGCGCUCAGCAGUUCCACCCCCCGGUCCCGCGCCAACUGACGAGCGCCAAGCCCGUAACAUGCGCGAACUACCCCGGCUAUCAGAGAUGGGCCACCCCCUCCCUUCAGCACAUACCUUGCAACUAGGCCCCCCAGACGCAUUCCCUAGACUCAGCAAUCCAGCUGAGCGGCCCUACAGCUUUGCAGCUGACCGGUAUUCCCCGCCAGACGGUGGUCGGCGUGACUCGGUCACUAGUCGACCUGACCAGCCAACAGGACCGUACCCGGAAGGACGAAUGAGCACGACACCAGCCGAAAAACUUCCGCGAUGA